Molecule: messenger RNA, 477 nt
Organism: Rhinocladiella mackenziei CBS 650.93
Lineage: Eukaryota; Fungi; Ascomycota; Eurotiomycetes; Chaetothyriales; Herpotrichiellaceae
Exons: 1
Coding region: 1-477 (158 amino acids)
Source: RefSeq, a predicted model, not a curated record
AUGUCAAAGACAGAAAAGUCUAAAAGAUGGCAUACGGCCCAGAGAUUCCUCAAGUCUUACGAUCCGUUCACAACCGAGAAUAUCAUGUCGAUACGUUCGCCAGACUGUACAUUUUUCUACUUUCCUCCAACCCCAGGUCAUAAACCAUGGACCAACAAAAUGGUCUAUGACUUCUAUAAGCCACUGGAAAAGGGAAUGGACCGUAUGGAUAUCGAGGUGUAUCGCAUGAUCGAGGACCCGGAACAGAACACCAUGGAUGUCUGGAUUACAAUGCGUGUGCACUGGAAAAAGGAGUUACGCAUCGAGCCAUACGAAGGCACAUAUGUAUGGGGUCUUGAAUUCAGUCCUGACCAGGAGCAAGUGUCCAAGUUCCUCGAGCAUGUUGAUCGCAGUGUGACUCCCAUAAUUUGGCAGAAAUAUUGCGAAGGCCAAAAGUUGCUGGGUGGUCCACCCCCAACGUUACCGUCGUUCGACUGA